GUGUCUUUUAGUUCAGUCUCAUCAACUUUCCUUGAUGGAGUCCAGACUGACAGACGGACACAACACCACCACAGCUCUGGAGGUGAGACUGAGAUCCACUCAGACACAACUGGAACAGCUGGAGAAUCACGCUGCAGCUCUGGAGGUCAGACUGGGUGAUGGUGAGGAACAGCUGGAACAUCUGAAGACAGAAAACUCAGAGCUGGAGGUCAGACUGAGUGAUGGUGAGAAACAGCUGGAACAUCUGAAGACAGAAAACUCAGUUCAGUCUGAACAACUUUCCUCGUUGGAGUCCAGAAUGAACAUUACACACAACACUACAGAGCUGGAGGUCAGACUGAGUGAUGGUGAGAAACAGCUGGAACAUCUGAAGAAAGAAAACUCAGCUCUGGAGGUCAGACUGAGUGAUGGUGAGAAACAGCUGGAACAUCUGAAGACAGAAAACUCAGCUCUGGAGGUCAGACUGAGUGAUGGUGAGAAACAGCUGGAACAUCUGAAGACAGAAAACUCAGCUCUGGAGGUCAGACUGAGUGAUGGAGAGAAACAGCUGGAACAUCUGAAGACAGAAAACUCAGUUCAGUCUCAUCAACUUUCCUUGAUGGAGUCCAGACUUACAGACGGACACAACACCACCACAGCUCUGGAGGUGAGACUGAGAUCCACUCAGACACAGCUGGAACAGCUGGAGAGUCACGCUGCAGCUCUGGAGGUCAGACUGGGUGAUGGUGAGAAACAGCUGGAACAUCUGAAGACAGAAAACUCAGUUCAGUCUGAUCAACUUUCCUUGAUGGAGUCCAGACUGACAGACGGACACAACACCACCACAGCUCUGGAGGUGAGACUGAGAUCCACUCAGACACAGCUGGAACAGCUGGAGAAUCACGCUGCAGCUCUGGAGGUCAGACUGAGUGAUGGUGAGGAACAGCUGGAACAUCUGAAGACAGAAAACUCAGAGCUGGAGGUCAGACUGAGUGAUGGUGAGAAACAGCUGGAACAUCUGAAGAAAGAAAACUCAGAGCUGGAGGUCAGACUGAGUGAUGGUGAGAAACAGCUGGAACAUCUGAAAACAGAAAACUCAGUUCAGUCUCAUCAACUUUCCUUGAUGGAGUCCAGACUGACAGACGGACACAACACCACCACAGCUCUGGAGGUGAGACUGAGAUCCACUCAGACACAGCUGGAACAGCUGGAGAAUCACGCUGCAGCUCUGGAGGUCAGACUGGGUGAUGGUGAGAAACAGCUGGAACAUCUGAAGACAGAAAACUCAGAGCUGGAGGUCAGACUGAGUGAUGGAGAGAAACAGCUGGAACAUCUGAAGACAGAAAACUCAGUUCAGUCUCAUCAACUUUCCUUGAUGGAGUCCAGACUGACAGACGGACACAACACCACCACAGAGCUGGAGGUCAGACUGAGAGCUGGUGAGAAACAGCUGGAAGAUCUGAAGAAAGAAAACUCAGUUCAGUCUCAUCAACUUUCCUUGAUGGAGUCCAGACUGACAGACGGACACAACACCACCACAGCUCUGGAGGUGAGACUGAGAUCCACUCAGACACAGCUGGAACAGCUGGAGAAUCACGCUGCAGCUCUGGAGGUCAGACUGAGUGAUGGUGAGGAACAGCUGGAACAUCUGAAGACAGAAAACUCAGCUCUGGAGGUCAGACUGAGUGAUGGUGAGAAACAGCUGGAACAUCUGAAGACAGAAAACUCAGUUCAGUCUGAACAGCUUUCCUCGUUGGAGUCAAGACUGAAUAUCACACACAGAAACACCACAGAGCUGGAGGUCAGACUGAGUGAUGGUGAGAAACAGCUGGAACAUCUGAAGAAAGAAAACUCAGUUCAGUCUUAUCAACUUUCCUUGAUGGAGUCCAGACUGACAGACGGACACAACACCACCACAGAGCUGGAGGUCAGACUGAGUGAUGGAGAGAAACAGCUGGAACAUCUGAAGACAGAAAACUCAGUUCAGUCUCAUCAACUUUCCUUGAUGGAGUCCAGACUGACAGACGGACACAACACCACCACAGAGCUGGAGGUCAGACUGAGAGCUGGUGAGAAACAGCUGGAAGAUCUGAAGACAGAAAACUCAGUUUUCAGCGUCAGACUCAAUGAAACUGAUGAGAUUCUGAAGCAGCUAAAAAACAUCAACUCAGGUGACCUGAAGGUGGCGUUCUCCGCUGGUCUCACGGAUUCAGGAUCAGUCGGACCCUUCAACAUUGAGACAACUCUGGUCUUCUCCAAAACCAUGUCCAACAUCGGCCAGGCCUACAACCAGACCGCAGGUGUUUUCACGGCUCCCGUCAGAGGACUUUACUUCUUCAGCUUCACGGCUGCAGAUUACCUGAAAGGUUACAUGGGUCUCUACCUGUACAGGAACAACCAACCAAUCCUCUUCAACCUGGACCUGAACGACCACGGCGGCUACGCCUCCACGUCCAACGCCGUCGCUCUGCAGCUGGAGGGGGGCGACCAGGUCCGCCUCAGUCUGCCGGCCAGCUACCGGCUCUACGACGACUCCCGAAACUUCAGCGUCUUCUCCGGAUUCCUGCUGUUUGCCCUCUGAGGUCUGACAGUCCCAGGACCAGGACCAGGACCAAGGUACAAGUGAGACAUCCUGUCUGCAUAAACUAUCCUUUUAGCUGUCAGACUGGACCAAAGAGACUGGACUUUUAUUUUGGUAGAGACUUCCUGUGGUUACAACCAGUAUGGAUGUGUUUAAGUCAAUGAAGCUCAUAAUUAUUAAAAGGUAAGCUUGUAUUUAUAUCAACCUGGACUCAAUAUCCCAUCAUGCAUUGGUGUCUGAGAGUCUGAUGAAAACUAGAAACAAGCUGUAAUGUAACCCUACAGGACAGAUGUAGAAGUAGUGAUUAUUUACAUGGAGUCUGGUGGAGAUAUGCUGCUCUAUACACGCUAAAAGUAGUGAUUAUUUACAUGGAGUCUGGUGGAGAUAUGCUGCUCUAUACACGCUAAAAGUAGUGAUUAUUUACAUGGAGUCUGGUGGAGAUAUGCUGCUCUAUACACGCUAAAAGU
Messenger RNA from Etheostoma spectabile (orangethroat darter), 3027 nucleotides. RefSeq lists its product as uncharacterized. Gene Ontology annotation, molecular function: protein binding. The transcript is spliced from 34 exons. NCBI's taxonomy places the organism in Eukaryota, Metazoa, Chordata, Actinopteri, Perciformes, Percidae. Bases 35 to 2560 code for a protein of 841 amino acids. The record is from RefSeq and is a predicted model, not a curated record.